AUGAAUCGCCAGCACGAUCCCAAUCCGUUCGACGAAGAAGAAGUCAAUCCUUUCUCGAAUGGUGCUGUUGCUCCUGCAUCAAAAUCACGUAUUCCACCGUUAGCAUCUGAGCCGCUGGGCUAUGGUCAAAGACAUGAUGCUACGGUUGAUAUUCCUUUGGAUACUACAAAUGACUCCAAGAAAAAAGGUCAAGAGCUAGCAGCUUGGGAAGCAGAUUUAAAACGGAGAGAGAAGGAAAUUAAAAAAAGAGAGGAGGCUGUUGCUAGAGCUGGUGUUCCUCUUGACGAUAAGAAUUGGCCUCCACUUUUCCCAAUCAUUCACCAUGAUAUUGCCAAUGAGAUACCGGUUCAUGCUCAGAGGCUACAGUAUUUGGCAUUUGCAAGUUGGUUAGGAAUUGUUCUCUGCCUAGUUUUUAAUGUAGUUGCUGUAACUGUAUGUUGGAUUCGAGGAGGCGGUGUCAAAAUUUUUUUCCUUGCUGUGAUAUAUGCCCUACUUGGUGUUCCCCUUUCAUAUGUUCUUUGGUACAGGCCCCUCUAUCGGGCCAUGAGGACGGAUAGUGCACUGAAGUUUGGUUGGUUUUUUAUGUUCUACUUGCUUCAUAUUGCAUUUUGCAUCUUUGCUGCAAUUGCGCCCCCAAUUGUUUUUCAUGGAAAAUCAUUAACGGGCAUCCUUGCUGCAAUUGAUGUCUUCUCAGACCAUGUAUUGGUUGGGAUAUUCUAUUUGAUUGGAUUCGGCAUGUUUUGCUUGGAGUCUCUUCUAAGCUUAUGGGUAGUUCAGAAAAUAUACAUGUAUUUCCGGGGGCACAAGUGA
Molecule: messenger RNA, 810 nt
Organism: Sphenostylis stenocarpa
Lineage: Eukaryota; Viridiplantae; Streptophyta; Magnoliopsida; Fabales; Fabaceae
Source: the annotation of a GenBank genome assembly